Molecule: messenger RNA, 303 nt
Organism: Prorocentrum cordatum
Lineage: Eukaryota; Dinophyceae; Prorocentrales; Prorocentraceae
Source: the annotation of a GenBank genome assembly
AUGGCGAUCGGCAUCCAGGCGGCCACACACGCGUAUACACAGGUGGCGGACCACAACCACGCCACAACUUCAACAACAUCAAACUUCCAGAGGAACCUCGGGGACGCGAAGUCAAAGGAUCUAGUUCUGAAGGUGGACAAGGAGCUCUACGAUCUAAAAAAGGAAGGGCGAACCAGAGAAGAGAAGCAAAAAUAUUUGAAGAAGGUAUUUCUCGCCAUACACCCCGACAAAGGAGGUUCAGAAGAAGCUGUCAAGUGGUUCAACGACUGGAAGGCUUGUUGGCAAACAUGGUUCAUGUACUGA